AUGGCUCACGAGACACCAGGCGACGACUUCGCAUAUGAUCUACGCUUUCAAGUAGUAAAGGUGAUGAAUCAAUUAGUAAUGGUUAUUAGGUUAUGCCAAGGGGCCCAGAAUGCUUGGGAUAUGCUCUCUGACGAGCAGUCACAGAAACACACUACUACUGGUUCUGGUGACCUCAAUGACUUACUUGGUGGCGGGAUUCACUGCAAAGAAGUUACUGAGAUCGGUGGUGUCCCAGGGGUUGGUAAAACUCAACUGGGGAUUCAACUAGCAAUAAAUGUACAAAUCCCAGUGGAAUAUGGUGGCCUUGGUGGGAAAGCAGUUUAUAUCGAUACAGAGGGCAGUUUCAUGGUUGAACGUGUCUACCAGAUUGCUGAAGGGUGUAUCAGGGACAUACUGGAGCACUUUCCACACAGCCAUGAGAAGUCCUCUUCUGGCCAAAAACAAUUACAGCCUGAGCAUUUCCUGGUGGACAUCUAUUACUUCCGAAUAUGCAGUUACACCGAACAAAUUGCAGUCAUAAACUACCUGGAAAAGUUCCUCGGAGAACAUAAAGAUGUGCGUAUAGUUGUUAUUGAUAGUGUUACUUUCCACUUUCGACAAGAUUUUGAAGAUCUGGCACUGAGGACUAGAGUGCUAAGUGGAUUAUCAUUGAAGUUAAUGAAGAUUGCAAAGACAUAUAACUUGGCAGUUGUCUUGUUGAACCAAGUCACUACUAAAUUUACAGAAGGGUCAUUUCAAUUGACUCUUGCUCUAGGUGACAGCUGGUCCCACUCAUGCGCGAACCGGGUGAUUCUGUACUGGAAUGGGAAUGAAAGAUACGCAUGCCUUGAUAAAUCUCCUUCACUUCCAGUAGCCUCAGCACCGUAUGCAGUGACAGGCAAAGGGAUUAGAGAUGAUCUACAUACCAACCUUAGAGAAGUAGAUGCAACAGAACAAGCUACUAUAGUGUUUUUGUAUCUGAACAUGUGGCACAUCAUACAUUCACAAAUCAACACUGUUAUUAGGGAAAAACAGCUGCAGGGUGGGCAAUUGCCAAUUGGCAUGGAUAACAGUUAA
This is a messenger RNA of Miscanthus lutarioriparius, 1056 nucleotides long. Lineage: Eukaryota; Viridiplantae; Streptophyta; Magnoliopsida; Poales; Poaceae. The record is from the annotation of a GenBank genome assembly.